AAGACCAACCAAGAGGAUCACCUUUGUCGCCAAUGGACUGGUCAACAACCUCUACUCCUAUGGAACAGAGAUCACGGCUAUGUGCAGCGGACUCACCACCUACAUGGCUACCGAAGUUCACACUUUCCAAGGACCCCAGCUGAAUCUGGGAUCAUGCAUUACCCUCGAUGUCCUGAGAGUUGUAGAGCUGAAGUACUGCAAUAGCAAUUGGAAUGGCAAUUGGAAUGGCAAUUGGAAUGGCAACUGGAACAACAACUGGAACAACAACUGGAAUGGCAACUGGAAUGGCAAUUGGAAUGGCAUCGGCAAUGGCAACUGGAACAACAAUUGGGACAACAAUUGGAAUGGCAACUGGAACAACAAUUGGAAUGGCAAUUGGAAUGGCAACUGGAACAACAGUUGGAAUGGCAAUUGGAAUGGCAACUGGAACAACAGUUGGAAUGGCAACUGGAACAACAGUUGGAAUGGCAUCGGCAACAACAACUGGAACAACAAUUGGAAUGGCAUUUGGAAUGGCAAUGGCAACUGGAAUGGGAACGGCAAUUGGAAUGGCAACUGGAAUGGGAACGGCAAUUGGAAUGGCAACUUCCCGCAGUCCGAUAACAACCAACAAAUCAUCAGUGAUGGAGAUUCCCACAUCUCCAUCUCUGGUGGCGACUCUCAUAUCUCCAUCUCUGGUGUCUCACAAAGCAUAAGCAUCAAUAGCCAAACACAGAAGGCAAUUAUGGAGCAAAAGAGCAACCGUUUGUCAUGGAAAACCAUCUGGAACUACAACACGGGUAUCAUUGCAACAAAAGUGAUGCCAGAGAGAACAUGCUACAUUUCCACCAUGAACAGGAGUGAGAUGCCUACCUUUGCUGAACUUGUCAGAGUGGCUGCCGAGAGGAGGAACCUGGUCGGUGGUUUUGGAAGACCUUCCAAGAGGAUCACCUUUGUCACCAAUGGAUUGGUCAGCAACCUCAGCUCUUAUGGAGCAGAUGUCUUCUCUAUGUGCAGUGGCCUCACCACCUACAUGACUUACGAAGUUCACGUACCCCAGUACAAUCAACAAUCAUGCAUUGCACUUAACGUCUUGAGACUUGUGGAGCUGAACUACUGCAGUGGCAAUGGACAGUUUGGAAAACCUUACCUUUCUUGAAGCGAGAUCCAGCCUUCAGAGCUGCUGCCCAAAGCCAACCCUGAUACCGUUCUUCCCUGACAUCUCUUCUUUCAAGAGUUUUGUUCUUCAUGGUUCAGAAGCUGAAACAGAUAAUUUGUUGACUAGAGCUUUCAAUUAAAAACCUUUUG
Molecule: messenger RNA, 1287 nt
Organism: Motacilla alba alba
Lineage: Eukaryota; Metazoa; Chordata; Aves; Passeriformes; Motacillidae
Product: bifunctional endo-1,4-beta-xylanase XylA-like
Exons: 6
Coding region: 80-1138 (352 amino acids)
Biological process (GO): regulation of cell population proliferation
Source: RefSeq, a predicted model, not a curated record